AUGACUUCGAAUCAGGAAGAACAUCAUUCCGGUAGGCCCAUCAUGCUCUUUGGGAGUUCCUUCACAUUCGGGAAUAGAUCGCUGUUCUUCAGGCUCGACGGCGUCUCAGUAUCGCCGAUGGCCUUGAUAGUGCCUGUCCCAGCAAGCUUUUUGGCGGACCAUCAAGUCUCUAGAUUGGUCAAGGACACCAAGCGCUGGAUAGGAGCCAGCGCCUUCUUAGCCUUGUCGAUUUGCGCUCCGAUCGGAUUCUCGUCAUCAAGGACGGAGAAGGCACACACGCUAGCGCCUGGAUCGCCCUGCACAACCACAAGUUGUCAAAAAAUUUGCCACCAGAGUCGCCGUGCAUUUCUGACUCAACCAUCGGCAAACCAAGGGCCGUUUGUUCUGAUGCUUCAGAUCGUGGUGGAGGACACCGUUGUCGUGGUAGAAGGCAAUGCCCUGCAGCGCCUAGAACAUGAACGACUAAAUCGUGGGUGGAUUAAGUUCGCUACAAUCACCUCUGGAGUCCAUGUACUUCUUCAGAUCCUUGUCCAUGUACUCGAAGACGAGCAUCACCUUAUUCUCGGUGUCAGAGAGAUCCAUCCCACUUUAUCUCCAGUAGCGUCCGCCAAGGUGCCAGCUCAGAAUUGCCACUUCGGGGGCCAGAUGGUCUUCUCACAGAGGACUACGCCGUGGUUCUCCGGGAAGUCCUUCUCUUUCAAGCGGUUCGGAAUUGGUUGUUGUCCGCCCUUGCUUACGGUAGAAGCGACUAAGUCCGUGGGCUGA
This is a messenger RNA of Mytilinidion resinicola, 765 nucleotides long. RefSeq lists its product as uncharacterized. The record is from RefSeq and is a predicted model, not a curated record. Bases 1 to 765 code for a protein of 254 amino acids. The transcript has a single exon. Lineage: Eukaryota; Fungi; Ascomycota; Dothideomycetes; Mytilinidiales; Mytilinidiaceae.